Messenger RNA from Poecilia latipinna (sailfin molly), 4253 nucleotides. RefSeq names its product gamma-aminobutyric acid type A receptor subunit alpha3 (gene gabra3). The record is from RefSeq and is a predicted model, not a curated record. The transcript is spliced from 11 exons. NCBI's taxonomy places the organism in Eukaryota, Metazoa, Chordata, Actinopteri, Cyprinodontiformes, Poeciliidae. Gene Ontology annotation, molecular function: extracellular ligand-gated monoatomic ion channel activity; GABA-A receptor activity. Gene Ontology annotation, cellular component: membrane. Bases 456 to 1898 code for a protein of 480 amino acids. Gene Ontology annotation, biological process: monoatomic ion transmembrane transport.
GAGGGAGGGCGGAUGAGCGGGGGGGUUAAGGGUCCUCUAGUUGUCGGGAGCAUCAGUGACAAGCUGCUCGGUUAAACCCUCUCGCAGACGGUCCACUGCCGUGUCCAUGUGGUUUCUGAUCGCCUUGACAAAUCAGCGCCUCUAAACCAGCCCCCGGGUCCAGGGUUUGUCCCUCCUGUCCAGCACCAAUCUGAGCAGGGGAAGGAGGACGGGGGCGGGAAGGUUAGUUUGAAGAGGGCAGAGCUUUGCGAAAAGCACGCCAAAUUAUCCCCUAUUUCACCGCUGGAAAAAAAAAGAAAAAAAAAAGAAAAAAACAGAUCCAUACCCAGUGGAUGAUAACAGUUGAGGGUGAAAUCAGACGGACUAAGCGUCAGAACCUCAUUAACUCCAAGGAGGGAGAAGAAACGGCAGGAACGCAACCCUCAGUGCUGCGGGAGCGUCUUUUCUGAACCAACAUGGCUGCCCUGCAGUGGAAGGCUAAAUCGCCACAGCAGAACUUGUGGAUCUUCCUCCUUUUCCUAAGCCUUCUUCCUGAAGCCAGGGCAGUCGUUGGACACAGAGAGCCGCUGCCUGAUGACAGCAAAGACAACAUUACCAUUUUCACCCGGAUCCUCGACAGGCUGUUGGAUGGGUACGACAACAGGCUACGUCCCGGGCUCGGAGAGAGCGUGACAGAAGUGAGGACAAACAUCUAUGUGACGAGUUUUGGGCCGGUGUCGGACACAGACAUGGAGUACACCAUUGAUGUCUUCUUCCGUCAAAGCUGGAGGGACGAGAGGCUCAAAUUUGACGGUCCAAUGCAAGUUUUGCCUCUUAACAACCUGCUGGCCAGUAAGAUCUGGACGCCCGAUACCUUCUUUCACAACGGGAAGAAAUCUGUGGCCCACAACAUGACAACUCCGAACAAACUGCUGCGGCUAGUUGACAACGGCACUCUUCUCUACACGAUGAGGUUGACCAUCCACGCAGAGUGCCCCAUGCACCUGGAGGACUUCCCGAUGGACGCGCACGCCUGCCCUUUGAAGUUUGGAAGUUAUGCGUACACCAACAACGAGGUGAUCUACCUGUGGACUCAGGGAGACGAGCGAUCCGUCUCUGUGGCAGAGGACGGCUCCAGGCUCAACCAGUAUGACUUACUGGGUCACGUCAUUGGCAAAGAAACCAUCAGUUCCAGCACAGGAGAAUACGUAGUGAUGACAACAUAUUUCCAUUUGAAAAGGAAAAUUGGUUAUUUUGUGAUUCAGACCUACCUUCCGUGCAUCAUGACAGUCAUACUGUCUCAGGUCUCCUUCUGGCUUAACAGGGAAUCGGUUCCAGCCCGCACUGUGUUUGGCGUCACCACGGUCCUAACCAUGACCACUCUGAGCAUCAGUGCUAGAAACUCCCUCCCUAAGGUGGCCUAUGCCACUGCCAUGGACUGGUUCAUGGCAGUGUGCUAUGCCUUUGUCUUCUCUGCCCUGAUAGAGUUUGCGACAGUCAACUACUUCACCAAACGCAGCUGGGCGUGGGAUGGGAAAAGAGAGGGCAUGGAGAUAAGGGAACCGUUUCAGGCUAACAUGGCCAGGAUUAAAGAUAUGAGGAGGGAGUCGGCCACGCUGACUAAAAAGGCCAACAACACCUUCAACAUCGUCGGCACCACCUACGGCAUCAACGUGGCCAAAGACCAGGGCUUGACGACCAUUUCCAAAAGCGCCCCGGGACCGUCGAUCAAACACUCCUUCCUGCACAAAAUGGACGACCCCUACACGGAGGCCAAGAAGUCCUACAACCGCGUCAGCAAAGUGGACAAGAUUUCGCGCAUCAUCUUCCCAGUUCUGUUCUUCAUUUUCAACCUAGGCUACUGGGCUACGUACGUCAACAGAAAGCCCGCGAUCAUGAAGGCAAACAACCUAAACUGAAUUUCACCAAAUGUUGGCUUUCGGGAAGACAGACAGACAGAUAGCUAGAUAGGUAGGUAGGUAGGUUUGCAGGAAAAGCCAAGUCCAUCGCAUCUUAACGUGUGUCGUGUGUAUGUGUGUGCGCGCAUGUCUUGUGUGUCUGUUUUUUCUUUUUUCUUCUUAAACGUUUGAUAUUUUUGCACGGCUGUUGUUGUUGGGAAGGCACACCCGGUUUCCAUUAGACUCACGUGCAGCGGUGGACCUCGGAGGAAGCACAUUCUCUCAUCAGUCUGUGUGUUUUUUGUGCGGCGUUUCUUUUUCUCCACCCCACAGUCAGCUCUGGCCCUUUUCCCCGUUGUGGUUUAAUCCCCUUUGCUGUAUCUUGAUUGCUUGCCGUUUCGUACAGUAGUCGAAUUGUGCGUCCCCCAUCCCCGUCCCCCCUGUUUUGACAUGUUUUGGGUUUGUUUUUUUUCAUUGCUUAUAAUAAGUUAGCACUCGCAUGUGUUUUCUGUUCUCAUCGUGACUCAUUACCAGUGAUAAGGCGCUGACACGCCGUACGCACACAGACACACACACACCAAUACCGCCGAAAACACGAGGAAAGCCAUCCGCUGGCCGCUUUAUUGUGCUUCUGUUGGUCGGGGCGGCCUGUAUAGUUUUAUAGGAACAUCAUUAAUAAUUGUCAGAGUCUGGCCUUCAGCUGCCGCUGGAGCUCGGCACACACAAUGCAGCCUCAGAGGGCUGCAUGAACAUUUUCUAGUCCACUGGCUCUUAUUGUUUUAACUGGCUGAUUAUGUUCAACGACAGAUAAUAUAUGUGCCUUGGUGAAAACACUCAUCACAAAGAAGGAAAAGAAACAAAACACAAGAAAAGUCAGACAUGCUCACAUUCGCAUUUCCAAAUGUGCGUUUUGCUUAGCAAAAAUAUUUACACCCCUUAAAUCUUUUCCAAUUUUGCCCUGCUACAACCACCAACUUCAGUGUGUUUUAUUGCGAUUUUCUGUGGCAGAUCAGCACAAAGACCUGCAGGAUUGCCAAGGGUAAAGAAAAUUAUAUUUAGUUUUCAUUUCUUUUAGGCACAAGUCAUGAAAAUAUAGCAGGAAUUUGUAUUCAGCUCCUCUGAUCCGUUCUUUGCAGCUUCUGUUUUGUCAUUGUUUUUUGUUUUUUUUUAAAUAGCUCAAACUCUUUCAAAUUGGCUGGAGAACGUCUGUAGAAAUAAUUCAUAUUGCAAAAGAUUCUCAGUUAGUUUGAGAUCUGGACUUUGACUGGACCAUUCAGACACAUCAGUUCGGUUCUGGUCUAAAUCCAGAGUGUCAUAUCAGGUUUUCAUGUCGUUUCCUUUGGUGGUUCUUGGUGCAGAGCCACUGAUGGCAAGAAGUUUUGUUUGUUUGACAGAGUUCAGCUGAAAAAUGGAAGAAAUGUUGCAAGUUUAGGCCCCAAUCGAACUGAUUCCACCAGAUUAUCAGGAGGGAAAACAUCCCUGGGUGCCUUCUAAAGACUAUUGGCUGCAUUUUCAGGAUAAAAGAGGCUGAAAACAAUUGUUUGCCACAUUUGUUCAGAUUUCUAUUCGCAAAAGGCUUUGAAAGACAUCUUCCUUUCACUCUAUAAUUGUGCAACAUUUUUGAGUUGCUCCAUCACAAAAAAAUCAUUAAAACAAAAAACCUAUUAAAGUUUGUCUUUGUAAUGUGACACAAUAAGGAAAAACAAGUUUUUAGGGGUGUUAAUGCUUUUGCAAAGUACUGCAUCUUUUGUCUAGAAACAUUUAAUGGUCUCUGUAGGUUCUAUCUACUCCAGUGUAUGGCUAUCCCCACCCUGAACCAGCCCAUACACACACACACACACGCAUGCACACACACACAGAUACCCAGACUAAAACUGCCUACUAGUACGAAGGGUUAACAGACCUAUUCCUGUGAGAUGAUCUUGCAAAGAGAUUCACAGCUCCUGUGUUGUGGAGAACAACUAUCAUUUAAAUUAUGUUUUGUUUUUUGGUUUUUUUAUGGAGCACCCUAACCAACAAACUGCCACCUUUACCUCAGAAGGAAGACAAAUUUGAAAUUACACCUCUAAAAUGGUUUAAGUUUUAUUUUUUAUUUAUGAAAACGAUCGCUCUUUUCUUUGUUCCCUCUUGUCUUUGCAUUCGUUUUUGUUCCAAAAUGUUUAUCAUGUCUCUGUCGUCGUGCAGCUAAGAAUCCACGCUUUCCUGCUUUGCUUUCUUCUGUACAACGUGUUUCGGUGCUGAUUCUAUUGUCCACAUAUGUUGACUUUAUUUUUGCUGCAGACAACAAAGGCAAUGUGUCACACUGGGAUUUUAAUUUAUCCAAAUAAACACUUAGAUUGCAGUAGUUUACAUACUGGAAAUUACUGUAGAGCCUAA